AUGGCCGCCGCCUCUGGCUCGGUUCGCCUGCUGGGGGAUCCAUCUGCUUUUGCUGCCGCCCUCAAGACUCUCAUCAACAACCCCCAGUUCAGUGAUGUAACUUUUCUGGUUGGCAAAGAGAAGCAGAAAGUCUUUGCCCAUCGUUGUCUACUCUCCACCCGCUGCCAAGUUCUCCAUGCAAUGCUAAGCCAGCCCCAUGAGACACAAGUCCCGCUGAUGUUGAAUCACAUACAGCCAGAAGUGUUCCUUACAGUCAUUGAGUAUCUGUACACCAAUGGUGUCACUCUCAACAAUCUUACGGCCCUUGAGGUUUUGACUUCCUCCAUUGAGUAUGGGUUGAAUGACCUCAGAAAGCUAUGCAUUGAAUUCAUCAAAGACACACUAAAAGUGAACCAAGCAGGUGACGCCUUUCAGGCAGCAGUGGCAUAUGGACUCCUAGAUUUGCAAACAUAUUGCUUGGCCUUUAUUGAGAAUUAUACUCAGGAGGUGAUCCAAACACGUGGGUUCUUGGAACUGUCAGAACAGGCAAUGCAAAUUAUUUUGCAGAGUGACUAUUUGGCUAUUGACGAGGUGAAGCUGAUCCAUGCUGUACGAGAAUGGGCUCAUGUUGGGUCUGCUGUGCUGGAUAGGACUGUGCCCGAUAUGGCACGACCUGUGGUGCCACAGCUGCGUCUGACUCUGCUGUCCCCAAGGGAGCUGACCUCUCUGGAAGAAGAGAACAAAAAAGACCAGAUGAUUCCGGUAGAGAGUUUUGCUGAGGUCUGGAAAACCCAUGCUCUGUGGAAGAGGCGUGGGAUGCCCUCCUCCUUGUGCCAGCGUCGGCGUGGCACAUUGCCUCGAGUCCAUCAUCGCCGCCUUGACCCACAGCAUAAAUGACAUGAUAUCCUUGGAAUGAGGAGGAAACAGCACUUUUAUG
Protobothrops mucrosquamatus (brown spotted pit viper) is the source of this 916-nucleotide messenger RNA. It is a transcript of the gene BTBD19, whose product is annotated as BTB domain containing 19. The transcript is spliced from 8 exons. The record is from RefSeq and is a predicted model, not a curated record. The coding region runs from base 1 to 876 and encodes 291 amino acids. Gene Ontology annotation, molecular function: protein binding. NCBI's taxonomy places the organism in Eukaryota, Metazoa, Chordata, Lepidosauria, Squamata, Viperidae.